Messenger RNA from Clunio marinus, 240 nucleotides. Lineage: Eukaryota; Metazoa; Arthropoda; Insecta; Diptera; Chironomidae. The record is from the annotation of a GenBank genome assembly.
AUGUUGAUCCCAAAGUUAGAAACUGUUGAUCCUAAUCCGAUCAGCUUGAAAUCUAAAUUUGACCCGGAUCAAAUGCCAAUCGGAACCAAAUUACAAUCCCAUUCAAAAGGAAAGUGUUUUGAGAAAGCUGAAGAAAAAGGUCCCAUCAAUGAAGAGUGUUCAUAUCGAAGGGAUGAAUGGAGAAAAUUUAUUCCAUUGAAUAAUUUAUUGACAACAUUUAUCGUGGCUGAAAAGAGAUAG